GGCUUAAUACAUAUAAGACAUUUAGCAAACUUUUAAAUCAGUCUGAUUGGGGUAUGCAAAAAUAUCAACAUGGGCAAGAAACACAAGUUGUACUAGUUGGUGAGUUAUUUGAAGAAUCUUCAAAACAAAUGCAACCUCAAAAAACUAAAGAUAAAUGCAAUAAGAAAGAUACUUCACAACUGACUAUUGAAUAG
This is a messenger RNA of Scutellospora calospora, 194 nucleotides long. NCBI's taxonomy places the organism in Eukaryota, Fungi, Glomeromycota, Glomeromycetes, Diversisporales, Gigasporaceae. The record is from the annotation of a GenBank genome assembly.